Molecule: messenger RNA, 4225 nt
Organism: Caenorhabditis elegans
Lineage: Eukaryota; Metazoa; Nematoda; Chromadorea; Rhabditida; Rhabditidae
Source: RefSeq
UUUCAGAUGGUUGAAGAAAAUGAGACAGGGACGCCGGGAACAAGUCGAACUGUGACAUUUCACGACGGAAGAAAAUUAACUGACGCGGAACACUUUGUAUUUUUCAAAGUUAAAGAAGUUAUUGCAGAUAAAGUUGCAGAGGCGGAAAUUCUAGAAUCUAUUCGAAAACGCAGUGAGUGCAAACCAACGGAUGAGCAAUUCAUCUCUGAUAUUAUUAACGAAUUAUUUUAUUCUGGAGAACCCCCAAAGGGAAGAAAAUCAGAGAGAUUUAUUGGCCCUUUGUUUGAUCCAGAAAAGGCUUCGACUGCUUCAGGCCCCAUGGAUUGUACCGAUGUGGUUUCAUACGAUUCGACUCAUCCUAAUAUCUCAGAAAUUUCAAAAAAGGAAGAGGUUGAAAUGCAAUCUGCAAUUCAACAAUCACUCGCUUCUUCUGCUUCUCAGAACAUAUCAAGACCAACAAUGCUGAUGUCGAAUUUAGAGGAUAUGGUUCGAAAUCCAAACUUUUCAACCGGUCUUUACAAUUCUGGCAACACAUGCUGGCUCAAUUGCCUUUCUCAGGUGCUCUACAGCAUUCCAAAGUUUCGGUCGAUUCUAUAUCACUGUGCUCCAUUAAGUUGGCACGAACAACCGAUUACCAACGUGAAAAUAGAAAAUCAACAGCACGCCGAGCUUCUAAUGUUGUUCCGAGGACUUUUUGCAGAGUUGCAGUUUUCUGAAAUGAAAUAUAUCGAAGUUGGACCAUUAAUAAAUAUGGUGGACAAACUCUCUAAAAGUUCUAAAGGACCUUCUACGAUUGGAACACAACAAGAUGCUACUGAAAUGCUCACCUUGAUCUUCGAUUGGCUACAGAGAGCAUUUGAUGCUGCACUUCAUGCUCAAUUAAAUCCAGAAUUUUCGAAUGUUUCCGACGAAGAAAACUUGGUAAUCAGUGAUUCAACUACAACAGCUCCAAAUAGUGACAUCAUUGGUGCACCACCUGGAUAUAAUGCAGCCAAUCUAUCACUUCCUUCAUCAAGUCAUGUUGAUCCGAAAUCUACAUUGAAUCCAAUGUAUGUUAAUGAAAAGGAACCUUCGUCAACACCUACAAGCCUUUUCGGAACUCGAUCAAAAACUAUAGAAGUUAAUGAAUCAAUGGACACUGAAGCUGCUACUUCAUCUAAUCUUCCAGGGAAUUCAGUUGAAAAUCAUCCAAAUCCUGCUGCUCCUGAAGUAGAUGAUAAUAAGAAAGCAUUUUGUGAUAAGCUCAAAGAAAGUUUCAACAACAUAUUUUCUUCAGUUUGCUAUACUGAAUCAGUAGCAGAAGAUGGAACUGUCUCCGUUAAAAGCAACGUUCGAAAUUGUCCACAAUUCUUUCAACUUCAAGUCACAUAUGGAAAUCUGCACGAUGCACUUGAAGCAGCCACUUUCGAUCACGGUCUUGGCAAUACUGCUUCUCAUGUUCGCAAUUUGUAUGAUCCUCUACCAGCUGUCAUAUUCUUUGGACUUUCAAGGUUUAGCUUCAAUAGCAACAUUGAGAGUAAACUACAUGACAAGUUUACAUUUCCAAAAAUAAUAUUUAUGGAUCGUUAUCUGAAGUGUAACAAAGAACAGUUAGUCCAACUUAGAAGCCAUCGGGAGUUGUGUCGCGAUUCGCUUUCUGAAGUUCGAGCCAAACUCAGUGGAUUACGGAGAUAUCCUCAAGGAAAUGGAGAAGUCAGAUUAGAAGAUUCUUUUCAAACUGUUUGGCAGGCAGUUUCUAAUUUCAGAGACAGAGAAGAUGCACAUGAAAACACUGCAUUUGUUGGCCCUCUUACUCCAUCAACCUAUCAGUCGUCUAGUGAUAAUUGUAGUUCGAAGUUCGUUAAAGAUGGUGGGAAACUAUUUCCAACCUUCACGGAAGGCUUCUUUCCCGGAAAGGCUGCAUUUAUCGAAACUUUGCAAAAUAUGCUGGAAGCAUUGAAAACGGAAGAAAGAGAUUGCUUGGCAGAGGAGGCAAGGCUCCAAGAAGUUAUUGAUCAAACAUACGAAGUCCCAGAACUGCAACAACACAAGUACGAGUUACACGCUAUCAUUGUUCACUCGGGAGAAGCGAAUCGAGGCCAUUACUGGACUUACAAACUCAAAAAGUCAAUUGAUGGAUUGGAAGAAUGGGAGAAGCUGAACGAUCAGAAUGCAGAUAGAGUUGACUGGCCGAAAGUAGAAUCAGAUUCAUUUGGCACAGGAUCCAGAGACGCCCCAUCAGCAUAUAUGCUCAUGUACGUCAGAUCAGAUGCAGAAUGGCUUGUAUCAGCUGACAAAUUGACAGCUCUUGAAGCAUUUGAAACAAUUCCUCCUGAUCUUCAAGAAAAAGUUCUACAGAAGAGAGACGAGUUCAAAGAGAAACUUCAGCGAUUUCGUGAGAACAAAGAGUUCAACUAUCAACAAUUCUCAGUUGAUUCCCCCACAGUGCAAUCCACGGAAGAGACGCCGAGCUCGUUCAGUUGGUACCGAGACGAGCUCGAGGACAUCGAUAUAGGCGAUGAAAACGCGAAUCCGACUAAAAAUGAUUAUUUGUUGAACGCUCGAUUAGACUCAUAUUCUGUUCCUAUUGCUCCUGACGUAGAAACCUCUGAAAUGAAGAGAAUGGUUAGCCAAAUGUGGAAUCAGAUUACAAAGAUUGCGCCUCGAAAGUAUACGGAUAGCCAGGAUCUUCUUGAUUCAAAUCUUCGUUCAGUCAUGGAAGGAGAAAGUGGAGGGAUCAAUUUCAUCAAUAGUAGACUAGGUUAUGAUAUCCACGAGUUGAGAAGCGAUGCGGAUAACGAUGUUGAGGGUGUUUACAAUGCGUUCAUAAACGAAUACUUGGGAUUGGUGAAAGAUCUUCACGAACUGCAAAAUUCAAAGUUCGUCGUAUUCGUUGGAUUCCAGCUACAAAGAAUUCACGUCCCAGUUUUGAGAUACUUAUUGGUUCGUGCUAUGGCCGUAUCAGAACUUGGUAUUAUUUCUCAACGAGCCAACAACGAACUGAGUGGAAUGUCUUCGAAUUCACAUGAUAAGGGAACGGCAAUGUUGCAAAUUGCAUUAUUGUUAUCUCACUUCUUUGAAUUGGGAGUUAUGAGUGCAUGGGGAUGUCGAUCAUCACUUGAGAAUAUCCAUGUUAUACUUAAUGACUUCAAAAAGAAGAAUUCCAGGGGAUCUGAACAAAUCGAAGUGACGUAUUGUGCGAUGAUUGGCGCCAGAAAUGCACGUAUCUGCAAUGGAUUAUUGAGAGAAAUGGCAUAUUUUUUGGAAUCGUAUUCAAUUUUUUUUGUCAGCCAAAAACACAUUGAAGCUUGCACAGUUUUCUCAACGAUUACAAUGAUUAAACUAAUCAUGCAACAUAUGGCAUCUAAAACGCUUCAACUCAUUGACAUGGAAUUCCAUUUAUCGAAAAAUGAACGUCGAGUUAGAUUUGAAGAUAUAAUCAGGGAAGUGGUAUCGUCGGUAUGCAUCAUUCAUCACUGGUCUAAAAGUUAUUCGAAAGAAAAUGAAAUCAACUUGAAAGAACUGAUGGGUCUCCUCCAUUUGAAAGUCGAGUUUAUGGUUUCGCUCACUUCGUUCGAAGUCGCAGAUCCGAAAUACGAAUGCUUACAAGCGUUUAAGGCAAUGGUUGUGAACACCGUGAUGGACCUAGAACGUGCAUCAAACGAACUAGAUUAUGAUGUACUUGAUGGAGCUGUCGAAUUGAGAGAGCUCAAAAAAUACUUCAAGGAGCUUCAACUAACGGAUGUUAAAGUGAACAAUAUAAUAACAUCAUAUGAUCCAAUUAUAGAAAGUUUAGUGAAAAUUUAGAAAGGAACAUUGCGGAAAGUAACACUACACAAUUCCAUGUUCUCAACCAAUAGUAUUGAUUGAGGUAUUGAAAUGUGAUUUUAUUUUCUGUAAUGUUAACUUUUACAUUAUUAUUAUGUUAAAUUUAACCAAUAUUCAGCACUUCAUUUGAUUAGCAUAUUUUUUUCUUUCAAAACAAACAUAGCCAUUUUCUUUUUUUAUUUACGUUUCCCCCGUUGAGUUUCUAUCAUUUUGCGGUUUAAACUGAGAGUUUCUCCUGUGAGAAUUGUAUCCAUAUUUAGCUCAUUUGGAGGUUUCAUUACGAUUAUAUGUGCGUAUUCUGGUAUAUCGUUAACUCUAAUAUUAUCUUUUAUAUGUAAACUAUCUUCUAUUUUGAAGCAUCAUUCAUUGCCACAUCGGAUAUUCGAGAGUUUAAAUGAAAUUAAAUAUAUCCAUCAUU